AUGGACCAGCGGCUCCUCCUCCUCGUUCUGGUGCUCACCACGGCAGCCUCCGCCUGCGUCUCCACGCUCACGGAGGCAAGCCCGCCGCCGGUGGAGGCCUUCGUCACCUUCGUCGUGUGGACUCUGGCGUCGACGGCGCUCGCGGAUGGUGCACAUAACAACGUCAGGGUAGGGACCGCCACCGCUUGCGCCGUGUGGUCAGAGGUCAGUGGUUCCCGUUUGCCCUCGACCAAUAAAUAA
Messenger RNA from Miscanthus lutarioriparius, 240 nucleotides. NCBI's taxonomy places the organism in Eukaryota, Viridiplantae, Streptophyta, Magnoliopsida, Poales, Poaceae. The record is from the annotation of a GenBank genome assembly.